Molecule: messenger RNA, 1979 nt
Organism: Belonocnema kinseyi
Lineage: Eukaryota; Metazoa; Arthropoda; Insecta; Hymenoptera; Cynipidae
Product: protein roadkill-like
Exons: 2
Coding region: 189-1940 (583 amino acids)
Biological process (GO): regulation of proteolysis; proteasome-mediated ubiquitin-dependent protein catabolic process
Cellular component (GO): cytoplasm
Molecular function (GO): ubiquitin protein ligase binding
Source: RefSeq, a predicted model, not a curated record
GGAUUGCAAAUUUGAGAUUAGAUAAAUGCAAGAGUCAAUUUGGUUCCAAACAACGCUCCUAUUUUCCUGAAUUAAAAUAAUGUUGGAAUUAAAUAAAAAGUUACCAAGCAUGGUUAAAUAUUUUUAUUCGGAAAAAUAAUGCUCUAUUCAGUUUUCGGCCAGUUCUAGACUAAGAUUGCUGCAUCAAAAUGGCUGAAGGUGAAAAGAAAGUCACAAGUUUCACUUGGGAUGCGGGCAAUCUGAUACAACUUUUCGAAGGCAAGAAAAGUUCAUUAAAAUCUCCUGAAUUUUUGACGGAAAUAUCAUUAGCCACAAAAACACUAGACGAAAAGUGUUUCCUAAAAUGGACACUAUUGGCGAAAAAAGUGAUAGAAAUGGAAAGAGCAGAAUCUGAUAAACAUUCUUCUAAAAAGCGUCGAACCACCGGCUCAUUGGCAAAGGUGACUAAAGAAACAAUGAAAGGACAAUACCUCGGAUUGUACCUUCAGAAUAAUAAUGAUGAACUUCCUUAUCUGCCUAUCCUGAAGGUAACUUUCUCCAUCGUAAAACCAACUUCAGGAAAAAUUUAUAGUAAAGGCAAAGAACUCUUAAUGAUUGUUGAGGGAGUGGACUUUGGAAUUUCUGAUUUUAUAAUGAUAGCGGAAUUGGAAAAAUUGAGUCUUUGUGAUCUUAUGAUACUCUGCGAGUUUGAGGAAGCCAAGAAGGACAUUGAAAGCUUUAAACCUUUGCUAAAUAAUACAAUGUUUAGCGAUAUUGAAUUAAUCGUCGGCAAGAAUGUGUUUCCCGCUCACAAAUUGGUUUUGGCCCUCAGCAGUUCGUAUUUCCGAGAAAAGAUUGCAAACGAUGAUUCUCUAACGAGCUUAAAAAUUCUGGAUACAAAAUCAAAAUAUUUUGAACAAUUGCUUCGUUUUAUGUACACUGGUAAACUGGAUUAUAUGAAAAGUGAAGAAUUGAUAGACUUUAAACUUAUUGAAGCUGUCUGUCAAUACAAAGUUUGGGAUUUCUUUGCUGAUUAUGAAAUCGAAGAAACUCUGAAAGCGGGAUUAAAUAUCAAAAAUAUUAUUCCUACUCUUUUAUUAAUUUAUGAAGCGCGACUUAUGGAAGAAACACGGAGCUUUUUCGCUGAUUGUAUUUACUUUACUAUGGUCAACCUAACAUCAAUGGUAGAUUUGGAUUUUUUCAAAAACUUAGUGACAAUAAAUCCUCAGUUGCUUGAAACAAUCUUGAUAUGGCUACACUGGAAGCUGGUGGUAUCAAAAUGCAAGAGAAAAAUAGAUGUUUCUCCCUUGAAGGAAUCUAAUAUUGAAAAAUGCAUAAGUUGUAAACAAUUUGAAGCCUUGCUAAAUAAUCAAAAGUACAGCGACAUUGAUAUUCAAAUUGGCGAUAAAACAUAUCAUGCACAUAAGUUGAUACUAGGAACCAGAAGUCCCGUUUUUGAUCGGAUGUUUUCGCAUAAUAUGGCAGAAACAAUAUCAGGUGUAGUGAAAAUAGAAGAUACAGAACCAGAAAUAUUUUAUCAAGUUCUGCGAUUUAUUUAUACCAAUGAAUUCGAAACUAAGAAGAAUGAUCUGAUAUUAAAGAUUUGGAUUGUCGCAGACAAGUAUGAUAUUGAUGACUUAAAAUUUGAAUGUGAAAAUAUCUUGGGAAGUAGUUUGACACAUAAAACUUUUAAAAGAACUGUUACCUUUGCUGAUAAUCGCAACAUGGAACGAUUGAAAAGAAUGUGCGUUCUCUACUUUAUAGACAAUAUGUUCAUCAAAGAAUAUGACCAGCGGGCUGCAUUUAAUCAGCUGCUCUACGAUUUAAAUUUUACAGCUUCAAAUCCACAUUUACUUCUGGAGAUAUUGAAUGCAUUGGUCUUAGAUUGUAAACUUGUUCUUAAAAACCCCAAGAAAAAGAGAAUUUUCUGUGUGCAGAACGUCGAAAAUUCAUUUUUGUAAAUGGAUUAUGUUUAAUAUUAUCUUUAUAACAGGAUUUUA